AUGUAUGACGAAUUGUUCGCUGCAGCUGCCGGAAGUCUUGUAGUGGGCGACGGCUUGGCGUACCCAAGGUCACCCGGAGAGCGAGAUGAUCCCCGCUAUGUGGUGCCUGGAAAUACCUCUCUUCUUCAAACCUUGAGUCAACCCAGUUAUCACUGA
Messenger RNA from Plasmopara halstedii, 156 nucleotides. RefSeq lists its product as uncharacterized. The record is from RefSeq and is a predicted model, not a curated record. The transcript is spliced from 2 exons. Bases 1 to 156 code for a protein of 51 amino acids. NCBI's taxonomy places the organism in Eukaryota, Oomycota, Peronosporomycetes, Peronosporales, Peronosporaceae.